This is a messenger RNA of Cheilinus undulatus (humphead wrasse), 4412 nucleotides long. RefSeq names its product TSC22 domain family protein 2-like. Gene Ontology annotation, biological process: regulation of transcription by RNA polymerase II. NCBI's taxonomy places the organism in Eukaryota, Metazoa, Chordata, Actinopteri, Labriformes, Labridae. Bases 611 to 2881 code for a protein of 756 amino acids. The transcript is spliced from 4 exons. The record is from RefSeq and is a predicted model, not a curated record.
UCUUGUCAAGAGUGACUGAGGGAGGUAACUGUAGGCGCUGUUAGGAGACAAAUUUGCUCGAAAGCUGUGAAUUUGAGGAGUUUUUUCUUCCGUCGACUGUUAAGUAAGAGUCGCCACCGAAUGACUUUGAGUUGGUGAAGUGAACGAGCUUAAAGGACUGCUUUUUGGAAGAUGUCUCCCAUACUUGUUCCGACGUAGGGGGAGUGUGCAGCAGCAGCCAGUUGGCUUGACUUGCUAGCUAGCUCGGUGAGUGGAGGGCUGUGGGCCCUCCUCAGCCUGAAGUAGCUCCCACAGCUGGGCAGCACUCUCUGUGACAACGACCGUUUGACAACCGGGAUAGAAGCUGGUCAGUCCAGACUGAGCUGAAGUUGAGAGUACAGGCUGCUGUUUCGGGGUCUAAAGCCGUAUUGCUGGACAAGACGAAGUGUGGCGUUGCGUUAUGAGCUCAUGAAACGCAACAGGAGACCGAGAGAGGAAGAGGGAUGGCGUAGAUUCAUCUUGAUUACAGUUAGCUAGGUAAAUAGUGCUGUUUAAUAUGAUCUGAGCUGUUAGGGGCUGUUUUUACGGAGGAUACUUAUAGCCAUACGGGACUUGGACUACGGCUGUCAAUAUGUCGAAAAUGCCGGCCAAGAAAAAGAGCUGUUUCCAGAUCACCAGUGUGACUCAGGCCCAGGUGGCUGCUAUAGGUGCCACGGACGACACGGAGAGUCUGGAAGACCCGGACGAGUCCCGGACUGAGGAUGUGUCCUCGGAAAUAUACGACGUGUCUCGUGCUGAGUACGAGCCCGCGUGCGAUAGAAGUUCAUCAGAAGAAGCCCUGAAUAAUGUCGGAGAGCCAGAGGCGACCAGUGUUAUGGCCCCAUCACACAUACCUCAACCUGGCCAGCUGCCCGCGCUGUCCAGUACCCCCAUCGGAGAGUUUCGAAAAGUGGGAGUGUCUGGCUCAGCUCAAGCCGGUCAGCAGCCCCAGGGAAUCGGCGUUACAAGUGGGCUACCCCUCUCCACUCAGCCUGGGGCAGUGCAGCAACAGUCUGCUCCAUCCGGUGUGUCAGUAAACACGUCCCUACCUGCUGCAGUGACCAGCAGUGCAGCUCCUCCUGCCGCCUCCACGGUGAGUUGUUCUUCACGAUUCAGGGUCAUCAAACUCGAUCAUGGUACUGGAGAACCCUUCAGAAGAGGCAGGUGGACAUGCACAGAGUUUUAUGAGAAGGACUCUGAUAGUUCUGCUGUCAGUAGGACUGUAGAUAGCAUCAGGCAUGCCAAUGCAGCACCAGACCCUGCGGCAGACAGAGACAGUGGGCUCGGGCUCACAGGAGGAUCUGUGGUUGCCCCGGCAACACUUUCAGGUCAGGGCUUGGGUUCGAUGGCGGAUUCUUCUCUCCCAUCAUCCCGCAUGCAGUCUGUGGAUACACUAUCGCAGCAGCAGCAGCUCCAACACCAGAACUACAACCCCCGACAGCAGGGUGUGAGUGGGUCGACCUUGCAGAGUGCUUUCUCCAGCACCAAGCCCACAGCGCUUCCCCCUCAGCCCGCAGUGGGUGGUCUCCAGCCUCCUGCCCCUCAGAAUGUGCUGCCUGUUGGUCAAAAUGGCCUGUCUCAGUCCAGUGUCAAUCUACAGAAGUCUCCUAUCAUGCCACCCUUAGCCCAGCCCAUCCCUUACCCUCCUCAGCAGCAGCAGCUUCCCCUUGGACACCCCAUGAGCAACCAGACAUCUGGUCUGCUACAGAACCAGACCGAGUACUAUCAGCAGCAGUCAGUUCUUGGUGCUGCUCAGUCCCUCCCAGUGUCCAGCAUGUCUGCAGCACCUGUUACGGUCUUGCCUCGACCCUCUGGUGGGACGCCUGUGCCAAGUCAGGUUGGAGAAGUUGCAGGAGGUGGAUCUGUAUCUUCUGGACAGCCAGGUCCAGGCCUUUUGCAGCAGACUGGUGGAAUGGGAGCUGUGGGAGGCUCCAUGCUGGUUGGUGGAUCCACGUAUACACCCGCUGGACAGCCUCAACCCCUCGGCCUCCACCCCACAUCCUCCGGUGUACAAAAUGUGCCUGCCAUCGCAGCCAGCUCCAGUGUGCCCACCACUGUGCCCGCUGCCUUGCCCAGUGCCUCCAGUGCAGCCAUGCCAAAUGUGACAACCUCCAGUUUGCCUCCAGGUCAGAUCCCCCUCAGCAAGACUCCAGUAGGUCUAGGGGCCCAGGGGCUCCAAGGAGCCGGGUUUGGACUUGCAGAGGGUGGCGGAGGGAAAUCAGAGGGUCUCGUCAACGCACAGUCUCCUGUCAUCUCUGGAAAGGAAGCAGUGAAGCCCUUCAUGCCUGAGAGCCUGCAGCUCGCCACGCCAACCGUCAACAGCCUGUUUGGAAUCCACAUACCUGUCGACGGGGAGGUGGACAGGAAUCCCUCCAAGGCUUUCUACCAGGCCUUCCAGUCUGGCAGCAGAUUAAGGGACUCAAAGGCCCACAGUGAUAGAGCCUCGGGAACCAAUGUUGCUGCCAUUGAUAACAAAAUAGAACAGGCAAUGGACCUGGUGAAAAGCCAUCUGAUGUAUGCAGUGCGUGAAGAGGUGGAGGUGUUAAAGGAGCAGAUCAAGGAGCUGUACGAGAGGAACUCUGUGCUGGAGAGGGAAAACGCCGUGUUGAAAUCUCUGGCCAACAGCGAGCAGCUGUCUCAGCUGUCCUCCCAAUCAGCCCCCAGCUCUAGCACCACACCACCCCAGCAAGGACUCAGCCAGCCUCCGCCCCAGGCCCAGCCUCCUCUACAAGUCCAGCCCCAGCCUCAGACGCAGCAGUCCCACCCCCAGCUCCAGCACCACCCCAAACCCCAGCAGCUCCAGACUCAGCCUCAGCUCGACCCCAGCCAACAGCAACUGCAACCCAACGUCACCUCCGCUUGAAGUGCAUCUGCCUGCUUCUUAGAGGGCAGAAAAAAAGAAGAGCAUCUUCUCUGCAACCUAUUAAAAAAUUAGUGUAUGUGAAAUAAAAAGAAGAAAAAACUCUUUGUCUUCUUCGCCACCAGCUUGACCACAAAGUACAGCUCGCGCGUGAGUGUGCGUGUGCACGGUGUGUACGCAGGUAUGACUGUGAAAUGUAAGCGUGUAUGCAUCUGUACUGUGGGCCUUUCCAGUGUUAAUGCAAUCAUCAGAGAGCGAGUGAGAAAGACUUGGAUGGAGGAGAAGUGUGUGGAGAUUGGACUGUGUCAGGAGGUUGUUCAUCUUGGCUGUUAUCCCAGUACGGGUGCCUGCUGGGUCCUAGCUCGUGGACGGGACGUCUCCUCUUGGACCCAUGCCACGACGCUGACCUGCUCAAAGCGAGAGUGUGGAAAGGGAGGGGGUUCGCCUCACAUAAGGGACAAACAGGAGUGAUUGUCUAAACAGAGAGUGAUUAUUUUUUUAACGUAAGAUAAAUGAGGGGGCAAAAGGGUAUUUUUAGCCUUGCUGUUUCAUGUUGUAUAGAAAGAAGUGGGAGAGAGUGAAUCUGAUUUUUCGGAGCGCCACACCCGCUGCCGUUACUUUUUACAUCAAGUCCAACUCUUGCAUCAGUCUUUUGAGUUCUACUGUUAAGUGUUUUAUUUAUUACAGGGCUGCUAUUUUCACACAUGAACAGUCUCAUGUCACCUGUUUAACAGUAGCCCGGCGACUAGUUCCUUAUUUUCUAUUAGUGUUUCAACAUUUUGGCCAUUCUUCCCUGAGGCAACGCUUUAGAUUGAAUUGUUUAAAAAGUAGGCAAAGAAACAAAAGCUGAAUUCUGACAGAUGUUUAACACUAACUCAAAUUCUUCUCUCCAAUUGCCAAUUCUUACCGAAAGUCAAGAUCAGCAUGAAUGUAUAUUAUUGUUUUGUAAAAGUAUUAAGAGCCUUGGUGGGUGACUCCACCUGUUGACAACAAAUCUUAACGUGUGCCUGCAGAUGGCAUCUGGUGAAGGUUCAAGUGAAUUAGUGUUGCCAUACCCCCCUCCUUCUUGUUUUUUUUUCCUCCAUUGUUUUCCUGAGGGGGCUGGGGGGGAAAGCUGUGAAAUCAUUCAACCUACUUUGUAACCAAAGAUGCAAAGCUGUGUAAAUUUGAUUAUUUUUAAAUGCACACCUUUUUUUUCUGGUUGUUUUGUUACUUCCUCCUUCACAGAAUAUUUUGUUGCUGUUCAGCAUGUUUUGCAUGAUCUGUAAUCUUCAAACCACUUUCUUACCUCAUUUUUAUUCAGCACUCUUAUUGUAAGAUAGUCUGUGAACAGUGUAAAUGGGCGAGGGGGGAUGGGACAAUGCAGAGCAGAGUGGGCGGAGAGAAAAUUACCUAGUGUUACUGACACUAGUCACAGAAAAAUGAAGUGAGCCAUGUUUUGUUCAUUUAAAUGGUGUUUGAAUUUCAUAUGCCAAUAGUUUUGUUACAUUGCAAAUUUUAAUGUAUUUAAAUAAAAGCAAUAUUCAGAUUCCAA